UACUUUUGCUGUGCUACUAUAGGUAAUCUUCGUGGUUGUUGUUUUACUACAUAUUCGUUUGACGGCGCUGUGAUUGUCAGUUUGCUUUUAAUUUGCACUUGCGCUUAUCUGAAAAGAGUGCCCCGCAUUAAUUCGUGGUUCCUUAGUGAGAAGAAAGGAUUCUUUGGUAUAUUUUAUAAAGUAAGUGCU
Molecule: messenger RNA, 189 nt
Organism: Loa loa (African eye worm)
Lineage: Eukaryota; Metazoa; Nematoda; Chromadorea; Rhabditida; Onchocercidae
Exons: 2
Source: RefSeq, a predicted model, not a curated record